Molecule: messenger RNA, 885 nt
Organism: Cucumis melo (muskmelon)
Lineage: Eukaryota; Viridiplantae; Streptophyta; Magnoliopsida; Cucurbitales; Cucurbitaceae
Exons: 3
Coding region: 191-532 (113 amino acids)
Cellular component (GO): chloroplast
Molecular function (GO): GTP binding
Source: RefSeq, a predicted model, not a curated record
GCUAUGAUUGGUCGUCCAGGCAGGGUUAGAUAUUUUCAAAUUUCUGGUCUUCUUAGAUGAUGAAUUGACUGAACAAUCAGAAACUGGCCGGAAGAAGAAGAAGCGUAAGACUACACCUAGAAAUGUUAUCCCAGACCAUCUUCUUCCAAAAGUGGCAAUUGUUGGAAGGCCAAAUGUUGGUAAAUCUGCAAUGUUUAAUAGACUUGUUGGGGGGAACAGGGCUAUUGUUGUGGAUGAACCUGGUGUUACUAGGGAUCGGUUAUAUGGUAGAUCCUUUUGGGGGGACAAUGAAUUUAUGGUUGUGGAUACAGGAGAGGUUCUUUCUGUCUCGAAAACACAAAAUGAUGUUAUGGAGGAAUUGGCUAUCUCGACAACCAUAGGCAUGGAUGGAAUUCCCCUUGCUUCCAGAGAAGCAGCUGUUGCAAGGAUGCCGUCAAUGAUUGAGAGGCAAGCCACAGCAGCUGUAGAAGAAGCAUCAUCAUCAAAUUCAGUUUCUGAUAUUUUGAUAUUUCUACUAGCAACUAGGUCAUAACAUUGUUACUUAUCAAUUCAACCAUCUUGAUGUCUUUUACAGGGAGUUAUCACUAAACAAAUGACUGCAAUAGAAGAAAUGGUUGCAAGUGAGUACAAUUAGCCAGACCCUCAUCUUUGUGACAAGAUCUUGAAGUUGGUCAUUUGUGAAGCGUUCUACUUUGCUAUUAGUUGCAGUUUUAGUUAUUGCUCUCUCAAUAUAUUCUUUUUCUUUCUUUCUUUCUUUUUUUCCAAAGGAUGAUCAGUGUAAUAAUUAAGCCUCAUAAUUUCUGUGUUUGGAUCCAAGUUGUAUAUAAAUGUCACAUUAUUAAGAUUUCAUUUUGUAUAUGUACAAGUAAAAGAUUUCAUUUUUAA